Molecule: messenger RNA, 1215 nt
Organism: Pseudoliparis swirei
Lineage: Eukaryota; Metazoa; Chordata; Actinopteri; Perciformes; Liparidae
Gene: epdr1
Product: ependymin related 1
Exons: 3
Coding region: 80-718 (212 amino acids)
Biological process (GO): cell-matrix adhesion
Cellular component (GO): extracellular region; lysosome
Molecular function (GO): calcium ion binding
Source: RefSeq, a predicted model, not a curated record
CAGGUGCCGUGUAUCGGCAACAACAACCAGGACAACAACGGGAUCCGCUAACGGGACCGCCGAUCGUACCAGAGAAGCAAUGCACCGACUGUUGCUCGUGUUCCUGGCCGCUGCCGGGGCGUCUGUCCUCGGCCUGCCCAGGCUGGACGCGUCCCCGGCGGCCGCGCCGUGCCUCGCCCCGCAGCAGUGGGAGGGCAGAUGGGUGAUGUUCGACCACAGCAGCGGGAGGAACAGCCGAGCCUCGGUGUCCUACGACGGCCUGAAGCAGAGGAUCCGGGUCCUGCAGCAGAACAAGAAGCACGCGCCCUGUCAGAGGUUCUAUGAGUACAUCUACUUGUACCAGAGCAUGGUGAUGUUCCAGAUCGACCAGAAGACCAAGGCCUGCUCAAAGAUCGCUCUCUCGGGGUCCUGGGAUCCCUUCGACAUCCCAGACAACUCCACCUUCGAGGACCAGUACGACAUCGGGGGCCCCGGGGACAGCGUGGAGGUUCAGGAGUGGUCAGACAGGAAGCCGGCACGCCAACAUGAGACCUGGGUGGGCGUCUACACGCUGAAGGACUGCUACCCGGUGCAGGAGACCUACGCCAAGAACAGCAGCGUCAUCACCUCCACCCGCUUCUUCGACCUCCACCUGGGCAUCAGCGACCCCGACGUCUUCACGCCGCCCGCCACCUGCCAGUCAGCUCGGCCCGAGAGGAUGGCCGAGUCCCACUGCUGAGGCCUCGCCGGCCCGAGACGCUCACUCCCUUGUUCACUCAUCGACUACUUCCUAAAUAACAGACGCACAAUAGUUCACUCGCUGUGAGAUUUCAGGCACUUAAUCAUAAUUUUUGCGUCGCUGCUUGUAACUUUUUAGCAUCUUUGAAAUCGCAAGCCACAACCAGUUGAUUUUUAUAAAUUUUCGAGCUACAUGGCUGACGAACAGCAAACCGUUGGGUUUCAGAGAAGCGUUGUGACUCCGUGCCGACGUGUGUGUUGCUCAUUUCUUUGCUCGCCACAGGCAGUUUUGAUAUGAAUUCCAAAUAUUCCAUCGAACACGCGAAGUGCCUCAUCAACACGAGUGGACGAGAUGAUAAAAGCAAAUCAAAGACGGUUGGGUUUUUAGUUUCAUUCUGGAUUCAGUCAUGUUUUCUUAGACACAGUGAUAUUUAAAAUAUUAACUCGCAUUGGAGUUGUUUCUUCUAUUUGAACAAUAAAGGAACCGACUGAAAACUA